This is a messenger RNA of Linepithema humile (Argentine ant), 1984 nucleotides long. RefSeq lists its product as uncharacterized. Lineage: Eukaryota; Metazoa; Arthropoda; Insecta; Hymenoptera; Formicidae. The record is from RefSeq and is a predicted model, not a curated record.
GACCAAUUUCGAUACGUUACAUUCAAAAACAACGUGCUUUGAAGACUGACAGCAUCAACAAGAUUGACAGCCCGGAGCCAGAAAGAAGAAGAAGAACCAAGAUUGAGUGGUGAAAGAAUUUGUGGCUGAUAUAAAUAAUUUUAUUUUUAUAUGUCAAUUAACUGAAAGGGACACACAAUAUCAUGAAUGAGGUUAUAGAUAAUUUUGCAUGGACUCGCCAACUCGAGUGUCCACCAACAGUAUGCAAUGAUUCAGUGAAGAAAAUAUUAUGCAAGGGAGUACUGGAGCUCUUAUGGGAAGACAUUUCAAAUUCUACAUUUCCUAUGACUGAAGCAUUCAAAAUAAGGAAGAAUAUUUUGGUGUACAAAUUGAGACAUGGAUUGAAUGAUUCUACAAUUGCAUCUGUAAGGAAUUUAAAUCAGUUAAGGUCUAAAAGUAACAUACUGAAACAACAGAUAUCUUUGCUAGAAGAGGAAUAUGAAGAACAAGAUUACAAUGUUAGACAAAAAAUGCAACGGUUAAAAGACAUAAAGAACAAGUAUUCUAUGAUUAGUACGAGAAAAGAUUUUCUGAAAUUAAAACAUAAUGAAACUAGUGAACAAUUAAAAGAUUGUAGUGACAUGAGACGAAUUUGUCAACAUUUAAUGCCAAAUAUUUCUAAGGACAUAAAUCAACAAAAAUUGAGAGAAAAUCUAGACAUAGUAGCAGGAUUACGUUCAGCCGAAAAUAAAAAACAAAUAAAAAGAAAAAUAUCAAACUCUCUUGGUCAUAUUAAUAUACACACACUGUGGACACAUUUGUAUCAAGCGCUGUCACAGGACUUGGACACGUUGAAGAAACUGGAGACUAGAAAUGAUUUUAAUAAUUCGACUUUAGUGGGUGAAAAUAUAGAUAUUGGUAUCGCAAAAGCUUGCGGCCUACAUAUGUGUAUGAUGUCAAAACGAAUAUUAUCUAAUGCUAAGGCCAAUAUAUAUCGACAACGUUUAAUUGAAUUCAUAGAAUUAAUAGAGUCAUUAUCCCAUGAUGAUGUAAUCACGUGGUUGGCUUUAACAUUGGAGAUAAAAAAGUUAGAAACCGAACAAACGUGUCUGCAAAAUGAAGUUCAGAAAUUAAAGAGCACCAUCCAGGACAAUUAUUUGCUUAAUCUCGAUAUAGCUCAACUAACGGCUGAUAUAGAAACGGUUGAUGCACAGAUUGUCGGAUAUGUAAAAAACAUUCAGCAGUCUAUAGCCAUUUUGAAUUCUACGAUAUCGCUCAUACUUAAAGCGAAAGAGAAGUUGAAUUACGAGUCGCAGAAAAUAGUGGCAUUACAAAGCGAUUACGGUCCGAAAUGUACAAACAACGCAUUGGACAUCGAACUGGAUAUAUUUCACAAUACUUUAGAUCUCAAUGCUUUGCGAAAAGUAAUGUUGAAAGGAGACGUGGGUUUAUACAGACACGCGAUCUGUGGCAUCGAUAAAGCUUCCAUCACGCUUCCAUCUGCAAUCAACCCACAAUCGAGGAUUAAAUCUUAUUUCCCAAUGAUACAGAUACCAAUUUACUGUCUCAUAGAAUGCUACAGAAACGCGAUCGCCAAUAUAAUUUAUACGAAGUUACAUUGUUCCGCGUCAACGGAGGAUAUCGAGUGCGCGGAUAAAUUAGUGUCAUCGCGAGAAAAAUGUAAUUACAACAACCUGGAGCUAUUAUAUCUCUCAAAAAUGGCUUGCGAUCAGGCGCGUGAAGAAAUCAAGGGGUUCAACGCGAUCUUAAGUGCUUGGAUAAAUCAAGAUGUGCAAGAAGCGAUGGCGCUCAUCGAAACGACCGUGGAUGGUGUGUCUUUCAAAGAUUGGUUACAGCGUUAUAAUUUAGUGUUGUACAUGAUACAAAAUGGUAAAUGAUUCAAACGUGCAUCUACCGUAUCUUAUCGCUGUUUAUUUGUAUAAUAUAACAUGCCCAGGGAAUUUUUAUAUAUAUAUGAUUUUUAUAUUAAACAAAGUUUGAAGGA